Penicillium samsonianum is the source of this 3918-nucleotide messenger RNA. RefSeq names its product putative VPS9 domain protein. Gene Ontology annotation, biological process: early endosome to late endosome transport. The record is from RefSeq and is a predicted model, not a curated record. Lineage: Eukaryota; Fungi; Ascomycota; Eurotiomycetes; Eurotiales; Aspergillaceae. Bases 1 to 3918 code for a protein of 1305 amino acids. Gene Ontology annotation, molecular function: SNARE binding; guanyl-nucleotide exchange factor activity; phosphatidylinositol binding. The transcript has 3 exons. Gene Ontology annotation, cellular component: plasma membrane; late endosome; tubular endosome.
AUGCACCCUCUAAACCCUUUCCUCCGUGCCUUCUUUCGAAGCACUGUCCCGGGCCAGUGUAUACCGGUCGAGAAUCAUGUCUUGCUAGUUCCAACGACAGAGUCUCUCAUCGGUUCACGCGACCGGGAGUCCAACCUGCUAUAUUCCGAUCUUUGCGCGUCAGAGGAGUUUCUGGGGAGCCAUGUGCUCCGCAUCCCAAUCCAUACUGGCCCUGCGAAUUCCAAAGAGGAGAACAAUGUCCGAGAAAAUCGAGGGAAAGCAAAGCAGGUGACCACAUUCAAUGGGAGGACGGUGAUCAUCAAGGACAACUCAGUCUACAGCAACAAAGGAUUCAAGUCACUCACACAAGCCCAACUGCUUUCCGACGUGCUUUACUACACCCCGUCCAAUGAAUCGCGCCCAUGGCUGAUUUACUACAUCUCUCGCCCGUUGAUCGGAACGUAUGACCCCGCGAAGAUCUUACCAGCCGCAGUCCCUGGAACCGACACCAGCAUCGUCGGGCAAACUACACCAGACAAGAAAUAUGGAAACGGAGAUUCAAUUGGGACGCCACCAAAACAAGAGAUCAAAUCGUUUGGGGAACUGCUAGCCAACUACCCGAUGAUUGCCAGACAGAUGCAUCCGGGCCUGGAAAGACUAUUCAAGGAGUUUGGAAAGGAACUUGGUAAACCAUUGCCACCUCCUCCUUCACGAUCGCCAUCUGCAUCCGGCAGUGAACGCGUCCACAAGUUGUCUCGCGCCGAGUCUUGGACAGACGAAAGCUCUUCCAUCCGCAGCUGGUCGUCACGCAGCAGAGGGCGAUUGCCGUUCAACUCUGAGGAAUAUUUCGAAGAUGACGAAGAUCUCAUGCGCCGAAGCUUAGAAACCGCGGUGACUGCUGCAAUCGAUCUUUUCCGCCUCGUUGACAAGCAGCAAUUAUCGUUGCUUGGUGCGACUACUGAUCUCACUGGUCCUCUAGUGGAGCGGCUAAUAGAACGUUAUGUCGCCGAGCAAGUUCACGAGCCGCUGCUUUUCCCUCGUCUUUGUUCAUUCCGCCGACCAGAGGACGCAGAGCUGGAUGCUCGCAUUCGCCAGAUGGAGAGCAUUGAUGUGUCCCAAGUCGGAAUAUCGGUUGAAGGUGGACAUGAAGGGAAGCGAGAACUGAUUCGUCGACUUGGGCGAGCCGUGGAAGAAUUUCGGAAGAUCAAUGACGCUCGAUGUCCCCAUGAUAUGCUGAAUACCCUCCUUGGAACAGUCAAGGUUAUCUCCUUCCCUGGCAGUUAUGAUCAAAUGGACGGCUCAGCAUCCGAGAAGGGAACUUCCUCUGUCACGAUCAACGCUGAUGUCUUGGUAUCGUUGUUGCUUGUUGUUGUCAUUCGUUCUCAAAUACGGCAUCUCCAAGCUCGAUUGUUGUACAUGCAGCACUUUAUCUACAUUGACGACGUUGAUAACGGCGAGAUGGGAUAUGCUUUAAGUACAUUUGAAGCUGUUCUGAUGUAUCUCGUGACCGAUUCUGCCGGACUACGGCGUGCCAGCGUUCGGAACAGACGUUUGUGGCAAGCAACAAAAGCUGGCAGAAUAUCGGAUAUGAAAUCUAUACUGGAACCAAAUGAAGAUCACGAAUCCAUAGACGAUACGACUCCACCGGAACCGGAGCGAAAGUCUGUACUGUUCCAGACAGAUGAAGCUGAUGAGCUGGAUGACCUCCCUCUUGAGCACUCUUACACCAGUCAUACGAAUGGCGACUCAUACCCGGAUGAAGCUGUUGUCGAUGCACCACCGCUAUCCCAUGUGUUCCCAUUCCAAAAUUGGGAUGAUCUUUCCAUUAUCCAAGAAUCUCACCCUCAUCGUCCAAUUAAGAAAGUUUCAAUUCGCAGCCUAUCGGAAUCAUCAGCCGUCUCAUUCAUCUCUAGGACCGCAACUCUCGGAUCCAUGGCCAGUGGAAUUGAAGGUGACAAUUCGAUUGAGACCUUGACCAAAACCCAAGAUCCUGCUGGUCAUUCCAUACCGAUGAUGGCAGUAGAGGCCCGUCAGACCGAAGCUUUGAAAUACCUGUUGACUCUAGAAGAAUACUACCCAUUGGAGGAAAUCAUCCAAGACACCAACGUCGAUGGGACCACGCUAUUGAACGCUGCGGUGCAACUCGCACACACUGAGAUAGUCAAGAUCCUCUUGGACUUCCUAUUUGCAAAGACAGAUACAAGCGUGGUUGCGUUCUACUUGACUAAAUCCGACGUCCACGGUCGCACUGUUGCUCAUUAUCUUUUCAGCACACCCUCGCUGCUAGGGAGACUUGGUACCAUUAUCCCAUGGCGACAACGAGACAAACAUGGACAAACACCGCUCUUUGCACUCUGUCGAUCGUAUGAUCAUCCAGAAUACAAAUCAAUGGUUCAAGCCGCUUUGACUGCAGCGCAGUGGGCACAAGGCGACAACAAACCGCUUCAGCUUGAUGAUCAUGUCGAUACGAAGGGGAACACACUGUUGCAUAUUGUUGGUGAUCCUGAGAUUACCCGACGCAUAUUGCAGGACAGCGAUUGCGAUCCCAACGCGACCAACGACAAGAGAUUUACGCCAUUGAUGAUGGCCAGCAAGUACGGGCGAGUUGACCAAGUUCGCAUUCUCUUCUUAGACCCAAGAGUCGACGUUCAUAUUAAAGAAGCCCGUGGUUUGACAGCCGUGGAGUUAGCCAAGGAUGAUGAGGUGCGAAAUCGAAUCGACGAUUUGAUCUUGUUGUCCCAUCCUCCGUCGGCUUGUGGAGAUCCUUCGGGUCGUGUCACAACAGUCGUGCGGUCGUACUUCGUCGAGGACGCAACCGUGCGCUUUAUUCUCAAAUCCGGCGCACCAUUUCCUCCCACUGAAUCUGUGGCGUCGUCACGGCCUGGAUCGACGACAUACACCGUUACGACCUGUCGCCGCAAUUUCUCCGACUUUGAGAAUCUGGCUAAAUGGCUUGCAGUGGAACAUCCAGGAUCUUACAUGCCGUCCCUCUCGGAUUUCCGGAAUCCAUUCCAGAUCCACUCGAAGCCAUCACGGUCCGUACUCCAUGAUCUCCAGGAAAGACUGGACCGGUUCCUGAAGACGCUUCUCGCCCAUCCAACCUUUUCAACUCACGAAAUGCUGUGGGAGUUCUUCCUCGUUCCAGAACUUCAGCCUGAGAUGGUAGCCGACCGAUCGUACCGCAAGGCUGCCGUGCUCACAGAGACCAUCGCGGACGAAUAUCCGCCGGUAUCACUGGAGGGCAUGCGCGACACAGAGCAGUUUAUCACCCACGCCCAGGAAAUGGUGCGCGGUGUACAUGUCAACACGCGUUCCCUGAUUCGCCGAGGGCACGCAUUGCAGAAUGCAACAUCCGAUCUCGCAGAUGCGGUGAUGAUAUGCUCAUCUGUCCUUGCUACGCUCCGAGCGCCCACCAAUGCACUUCCGAUCUCACACAUCGAGGCCUUUGCUCGUUACGCCACCUACCUAUCGACCUCUAGGUCUGACUCCUCCCCUCUCCUCCAGUAUUUGGCAGCUCUCUCCUCAGUCGACAACACAACGGCCGCAAUUCUCAUCUCUUUAUCCCGUCCACUGGCCCUUAUGUCCUCCCUCUCUUCAACAAACCGCCAUAUCUCUCGCUCUCGCUCCUCGCUCCUCUCUUCCUCCCUCCCCCGCAAAUUCAAUAUAAACCUCCCAGGCUUCGAAGAGUCCCGCCAAAAGUCCGUCCGUGACCUUGAACAAAAGAUUCACGAUGGCGAAUCCGAGUCCACUCGGCUGGCGAAGGAGGUCUCGUGGAACAAGGAUGUCGUGGUCGGCGAACUCGCUGGCUGGACCUCAUGGCGGGAAAGGGUCGGCCGUGACGCCAUCCGAGCGUUUGUCAAGGAUACCCUUGUACGUGAAAAGGAGCGCGGCAAACGCCUUGAACGGUGCCUGCGCAGUGUGCGCGAUAUGAAUGCAUGA